AUGGCAGCCUCAAAAUCGUCAAUGCCUCUUCUGGCAGCCCUUCGAUGCUCGCGACAAGCUCCCCUGCGUCUGUCACGGACGCAAUGCCUCGCCAGGCCGCCUCGAUUCUACUCAACAGAUGCCGACGCCCCGCCUCCAUUGCUGCAGAAGCUGAAAGGCGAUCUCAAGACUGCCAUGCGAGCCAAAGACGCGCCCAGACUCUCCGUGCUCCGAUCCAUCAUGUCCGCGAACCUCAAUGCCUCCAAGACGACCUCCCCGAUCCGCACCGACGUCCAGCUGGUCGCCCUGAUCCGCAAGCUCCAGAAGAGCGCGCAGGAUGCAGUUGCAGAUGCUCAGGCAGCUGGGCGGGAAGACCUGGUGCAGAAGGAGAAUGAGCAGAUCUCCAUCUUGGAAGAGUACAUCGCGGGGAGCGGCGUGCAGACCCUAGGAGAGGCUGAAAUCAAGGCUGUGAUCACCCAAGCCAUUGAGGCUGCCAAUGGCGCCGGCAAGGCUGGCAAGUCUCUGAUGGGAGAGGUGAUGAAGCGCGUGAACGCUGCUUUGGAAGGCAAAGACAUGGCGAUGCUUUUUUUUUUUUUUUACGUCUGCGAUGGCCCGGCAGAUAUACAUGCGUCCGAACUCAUCUCCUCCGGGUCCAAGUUUGAGGGCGAAAUCGGCUACUCCCGAGCCGUCGUUGUCGACGACUUUGUAUUUGUAUCGGGAACCACUGGUUACGACUAUGCUACUGGCGAGAUCUCUGAAGAUGUCGUCCAACAGACUGAACAAACAAUGAUCAAUAUCGACAAGGCCCUGAGAGACGCCGGCUCCUCCGUGUCUGAAGUCGUUCGUGUACGGUAUAUCCUUCCAGAUCGCUCCGACUUUCCUCUCGUUUGGCCGGUAUUGAGGAAGUGGUUUGGCAGUGUACGGCCGGCGGCGACAAUGGUGCAAUCCACCCUCAUGGUUGAUGAGAUGAAGAUUGAAAUCGAGGUGACGGCAAAGAAGGGAUCGAGCAAUGAGGUACCCAGUAAGGAGGAGUCCGCAUAG
Messenger RNA from Trichoderma virens Gv29-8, 1020 nucleotides. RefSeq lists its product as uncharacterized. The transcript is spliced from 4 exons. Gene Ontology annotation, molecular function: carbon-nitrogen ligase activity, with glutamine as amido-N-donor. The record is from RefSeq and is a predicted model, not a curated record. NCBI's taxonomy places the organism in Eukaryota, Fungi, Ascomycota, Sordariomycetes, Hypocreales, Hypocreaceae. Bases 1 to 1020 code for a protein of 339 amino acids.